AUGGUGGCGGAAACACAGACGGACUCCAUCGUUGAGCACUCGGCGGGGGAUGUCGGGUCGGUUGAAGUACACCAAGAACAAACACCGGUUGUAAUGGUUGAGGAAUCGGUUGAGAAAGUAAACGCUUUCGAGCACCAGCAGGAGCUGACCGAGGAGGAGCAAGUAUCAUCAGUUCAAGAAUUAGCGCCAGUUAUCGUCUCUGAGGCACCGGCUCAACAAGUGACCGUCGCUGAGAUUCGCACAGCUGCUACUAGCGAGGAAACGGAAACUGUGAUCGAAAAGAGCGUAGAAGAAUCAAUUUUAACCGCUUCUGACAAUCCGACCGUGGUAGAAAAGGAAGUUCCUAGUGAACCGAAACCCCAACAGGAAGAAGUUCCCUUGGAGGAACGUGUUAUCGUAACGCAACAAGAAGAACCUGUCGUAAACAACGUACAUAAAGAGGCUCCAGCACCAACAAACAAAACUGCUGACACAAUGGAACUGCCCAAGUUCAUCCAUAGGGCUAUGGAGAAGGUUGCCAUCGAGCAGGGAUUCACUCCCGGUCAGGUGAAGAUCGAGUUUGACGUGGGAUCCAACAAGGGCGACGGUUUCGUAGGCGAGAUGUUCAAGGCUUUCCUUACCGAGGGUGACCGCCGGGAGGUGUACCUAUGCAAGGUUCCUCCACUUAACGAGGCCCGCAGGCAGCAGUUUCCAGCGAUGAAAAUUUUUACUCGUGAAAUGCUUGCCUAUACACAGUUCCUGCCGAUCAUGUUCGCCUACCAGGAGGAAAAGGGAGUCGGUCGGGAGGACGGAUUUUUCAGCGUGCCAAAGUGCUACCACGCGGAGUGUGACGAAGCGGCCGAAGAGGCAGUUAUCAUUAUGGAAGACUUGCGACUGGAUGGAUAUCGCAUGUGGGACAAGAUGGUUCCGGUGAACUACGAACAUGCUAGAAUGACGAUGGAGCAGCUCGGUCGGUUGCAUGCCGUUUCGAUGGCAUUGAAAAGAGACCGUCCGCAAGAGUUCGAGCAGUUUAAGGUACCCGAUCCAAUGAAGAUCAUGAUGCCUGAAGGGGGACCCUUCGAAGGUAUGAUGCGACAGAUGAUUGUCGAUGCGAUAGAAACUCUAGAACCGCACGAAACGACGGAGCGUACCAAGAUGCAGAAGCUGCUCAACAACAUGCGGCCGGAGAUGGACAAUUGCUCCAAUCCUGACCUAGCUGAACCAUACACUGUGCUCGGGCAUGGUGAUUGCUGGGUGAACAACUUUAUGUUCCACUACAAGAAUGGAGCACCGGAUAAAAUAAUCUUACUCGACUGGCAGAUCACACGCUAUGUAACUCCCGUGCUUGACCUUGUCUACUUCCUGUUCUGUUGCACGGACGAAGAGUUCCGUCGGCGUCACUACGAUGAGAUGAUGAGCGUCUACUACAACGCAUUGUCGACGUUGCUCGAAAAGCUUGGCCACAAUCCCCAGGAAGUGUUCCCCCGAACCGCCCUUAUGCGCCAGCUGCGAAGAUUCGGUCGGUUCGGUAUUCUGAUGGCCGUAUUCCUGGUGCCGAUGCUAUGCACGCGCAACGAAGAUCUACCCGAUAUGGACGAAGCGGCGGAGAAGUUCCGCGAAACUCAAAAUGUCGACAUGAACCAUUUCACGGCGCACGCCAAUAGGAGCGCGUAUCAUAAGCGUAUGAGUGCGGUGAUAAGAGACAUCGUUCGCUACGGUUAUCUGUAGAUCCAAGGACGGAUCGUGUAUGCGGCAUACCAAAGUUGAGUGACCCGAGCAUCGUUGAGAGUACUCCAAACCUAGGCAUAUGUGUAUCGGAUAUGUAAGGUGAAUUUGAAAUGUUUCAUAGCUGAUAUUUUUCGGUGGGAAGUUUUUGUGUUUAGUAGCUUACCUUGAUUAGACAUGCUUUGGGAAUGAAUCUGGAAGCUCAAUCAUCGCAGAACGAGAUUUUGAAAAACUCGUUAGCGUAUCGCUAAUAGUUUCUGUUGUGAUGCAAAUAGUUGCAUUUGUAAUUUAA
This is a messenger RNA of Anopheles coustani, 1996 nucleotides long. RefSeq lists its product as uncharacterized. The coding region runs from base 1 to 1707 and encodes 568 amino acids. The record is from RefSeq and is a predicted model, not a curated record. The transcript is spliced from 2 exons. Lineage: Eukaryota; Metazoa; Arthropoda; Insecta; Diptera; Culicidae.